AGUUGCUGCAGUGUGUCUCCGCCGCAGAGUUGAGAGUCCUCGCACAAACUCCUCCCAUAACAAGACACCGAGUUCACCGUAUUGAUUUGUUCGAGGGAGCAUUUCAUCAGCACACGAAAACAAAACUACUCGAGCUGGCUCAUAAAGGAUAACGAACAGAAGGAAAAGUCUACACUUAUAAAAGGAAAAUGGAUGCAAGACUAUAUUUUGAAUGUUUAGCAACAAAUCCACUUUGGUUGUUUCACUAAAUUCAGCUUUAGUUUAUCACAUAGACUACAACGUUGUCUUCUGUACAUACAACAUUUUAGCCUCGCUUCAGUUUUAUUAAAUAAAACGGUCAGCUAAACAAAUUUUUGUGAAAUCAUAAAUAAGACGCAGAAUGUAUCAAGUAGUUCCAGGUGGUGCAGGAGGAACCAUUACUGAUGCUGUGCCCUUUAAGAAGAUAAACAAGGACAGUCGCCCUCUUGUGGGUGCUGGAGUUAUUGGUGUGAUUCUGGUGAUUGCAGCCGUGACAGCAUGGUGUUACUAUAUUGCCUCUCUACGAAAAGCUGACCUGUUGAAGACAGAAUUACUUGAUCUGAAUAAGGAUGGCUUUCUCAUCCGCAACCAGGCUGGGGGAAUUGUCUUGAAGAUGGGAUUCAGGUCUGGCACACUUGAUCUUGACUCCUGCUCUAAGGAGGGAGUGAUCCUUCGUUGCUCACGUUCAUAUGCCGGUAAGGUGAAUUUCUUCAUUAUGACGGUGAAGCCGAAGGAGACAGUGAUGUGUUAUCGUGUGCGCUGGGAAGAGCUGGAGUCUGACCGGCCCGUGGAACAUGCCAUGUCGUACAACGAAUCACACUGGUAUGGUGGUGCCGAGACUGCUAUUCAGCAUUGGCCUAUUGCCAUCUCAGGCCAGCAGGCACCCAAACCUUUUGUCACAAGCGAUGUGUACUCCAAUCGCCAUGACUUUGGUGGCAUCCUGGAGCGAUACUGGCUAUCGUCCAAUGCCACUGCCAUUAAGAUCAAUGACUCUGUGCCCUUCCACUUGGGCUGGAAUGACACAGAGAAAACCAUGUACUUCCAGGCACGAUAUCAGGACAGUCCGUAUAAACCUCCAUUUGGAAGGCCACCUUAUGCUGAGCUCAGCUACCGAGUCUGUGUGGGCCCAGAUGUGACCUCCAUUCACAAGGUGAUGGUUCGGAGAUACUUCCCCAAACCCAACAAAGUGCCAGCUAAGGAAAUGUUCCAGCACCCCAUAUGGUCAUCAUGGGCUUUACAUAAGACUGACAUCAACCAGGAAAAGCUUUUGAGUUAUGCAGAGAAUAUACACAAAUAUGGCUUUAACUGCAGCCACUUAGAACUUGAUGAUCGCUAUACCAUUCAAUAUGGGGAAUUUGAGUUGGACGCACAGAAAUUCCCAAACGCUUCUGCCAUGUUUCAGAAGCUCAAGGCAGAUGGCAUCCUUGUAUCUCUGUGGACACAUCCCUUUGUGAAUUAUGAAUCUGCAAAUUUUGGGCCAUGUGUUCAGAAAGGCCUGUUCGUGAUGGAGCCAACAGGCCAGCUUCCUGCCCUGGUAAAGUGGUGGAACGGCAUUGGUGGAAUCCUUGAUUUCACCAACCCAGAAGCUCGGAAUUGGUUCAUAUCCCAGCUUCGCUCUUUACGGUCCAAAUAUGGUGUUUCCUCAUUUAAAUUGGAUGCAGGCGAGACCAACUACUUGCCUUGGCAGUUCCAAACCCGAGCCCACCUCCCUGACCCAAGCACCUUUACGAGGCGGUACACUGAAAUGGCCAUUCCUUUCAAUGAGCGUGCCGAGCUUCGCUCUGGCUAUGGUUCUCAGAACAUCUCCUGUUUCUUCCGUCUUAUUGAUCGGGACUCCGUGUGGGGUUAUGAGCUUGGCCUAAAGUCCCUGAUCCCAACCGUCCUCACCAUAAGUAUCUUGGGCUACCAGUUCAUCCUUCCAGACAUGAUUGGAGGCAAUGCUUACCCCAACCGUACUGAUGGAAAUGGCAAACUACCCGACCGUGAGCUCUAUAUUCGCUGGUUGGAGCUGUCUGCUUUCAUGCCCUCCAUGCAAUUCUCUAUUCCUCCGUGGGAGUACGAUGAUGAAGUGGUGGCUAUCGCUCAACGGUUCACCGAACUACAUGCGACACUGGUGGCUCCCAGGGUUAUAGAAUUGGCUGGAGAAGUUCUAGACACUGGAGACCCCAUAAUUCGCCCAUUAUGGUGGAUCGCCAUCAGCGACGAAACGGCUUAUAGGGUUGACUCACAGUUUUUGAUAGGAGAUGACUUGAUGGUUGCACCAGUAUUGGAGCCUGGCAAGCAAGAAAGAGAUAUUUACUUACCUGCCGGACACUGGAAAAGUUACAAAGGAGAACGAUUUGAUAAUAAAGAGCCAAUACAUUUAACUGAUUAUCCUGUGGAUCUUGAUGAAAUUGCAUAUUUUGAAUGGGUUCAAUGAGACUACGGAAAACCAUCUGGAGUUAGUGCAUGUCUUCUAUUCGAAGAUGUUGAUAACUUUGUUAGGGUUGUUUUAGGGUAUUAACACUUUUUUUCACGUCAUAUCCUGGCUGUAAAAACAGAACAACGUGUGUGUGUGUGUGUUUAAGAAGCUCCCUGUUGUACAUUUAUAAUUCAUCUGUGGGAAAAGUUCCUUGGAGGUGUCUAUUUUUAUUUGUAUUUUUUUUUUGUGUCAUAACAGCAGUUAAACAUGCAUUAAUCCGUGCCUUGUACUUUAUCUGUGAAUGUCUUUGAGAUGCCAUAGUUUUUGAUCCGAUCCUAAAUGUGAAUAGAACAAGCCUCUAAAUAAACCAACCAUAGAGUUGUUACAGGUUAUGAAUGUAUUGUAAGGGCUGUGAUUUUGCACAAUGUAAGUUUAAGGGAAUUGUCCACCAAAAAAACAAACAAAAAACAAUUCUGUCACACUCCUCUCAUGUUGCUUUAAACCGGUGUUACUUGCUUUUUUCCAUGGAACACAAAGGUGAUCUGACUACUAACUGCUCUAUAAUGAAAGUGAAAGUGAAGUGGAUGGGGGCUGUCACGUGCCACAUGAAAAAAAAACAAAAAAAAAAAACAAAAGGGCAAUGACUAAAAUUUUUGUCUGUUCCUCGCUAAAAAGUAUUGUAUAGCUUCAGAACAAUUUGAAAAUAAAGCACAAGUCUAAAACGCUUUUACAAUUCUUUGUGCUUUUUGACAUUUUGCUGCUUGAUAAGCCCAGACCACAUACAUUCGUUCUUUGUAUAGAAAAGAUUCACCUUUUUGUGUUCUACAGAAAGUUAUACAGGUUUCGAAUGACAGAAUUUGUAUUUUUGGGUGACUUAUUCCUCUCAUCUAAAUAAUAAAAAAAGGGAUUUAAAAAAAAAAAAA
Xyrauchen texanus (razorback sucker) is the source of this 3342-nucleotide messenger RNA. RefSeq names its product myogenesis regulating glycosidase (putative) (gene myorg). The record is from RefSeq and is a predicted model, not a curated record. Gene Ontology annotation, molecular function: hydrolase activity, hydrolyzing O-glycosyl compounds. The coding region runs from base 380 to 2437 and encodes 685 amino acids. The transcript has 3 exons. Lineage: Eukaryota; Metazoa; Chordata; Actinopteri; Cypriniformes; Catostomidae. Gene Ontology annotation, biological process: skeletal muscle fiber development; carbohydrate metabolic process.